This is a messenger RNA of Sparassis crispa, 705 nucleotides long. Its product is annotated as 37S ribosomal protein S10, mitochondrial. Lineage: Eukaryota; Fungi; Basidiomycota; Agaricomycetes; Polyporales; Sparassidaceae. Gene Ontology annotation, cellular component: small ribosomal subunit; ribosome; mitochondrion. The transcript is spliced from 2 exons. The record is from RefSeq and is a predicted model, not a curated record. Gene Ontology annotation, molecular function: structural constituent of ribosome. Gene Ontology annotation, biological process: translation. Bases 1 to 705 code for a protein of 234 amino acids.
AUGCUCGCCCGCCCCUGCAGGACCGCCGUCGCGGCCGUGCGCCGUCUCGUGCGCUUCAACAGCACCGCAGCCACCAGCACUGGCAGCGGUGGCAAUGAUGCCCCACCAGACGGCAUUCCUGAACACGUCUUCGCGUCGACCAUCUUUCGCGGGCGCGCAUCCAUGUCGGCCUACCAGCACCCACAAACGCACGGAAUCCCUGUCGCGCUCAUCCAUUUUCGCUCUUACUUCCCGCACCUGCUCGACCAGUUCCUACACUUCACCUCACAUACCGCCGCGGCGCUUGCGAUCCCCAUCUCGCGGCCGGCGCACCUCCCGACGCAGCGCACACUCUGGACUGUCCCACGGGGGCCGUUCGUCCACAAAAAGGCCCAGGAGAACUUCGACCGCCGCGUGCACAAGCGUGCUAUCAAGGCCUGGGACGCCCACCCCGCGGUCGUCGAGCGCUGGGUCCGUUACCUCGAGGAGCACGCCAUGGCCGGCGUGGGUAUUCGUGUCGUCCGUUGGCAGCGCGCGCCCGUCGGCGUUGGCGAGAAGGUGCUCGAGCGCGUCAUGGGCCAGAUGCGCGUCGGCGCCGCGACGAAGGCAGAGAAGGUGAAGGCACUGGGGGAGAAGAUUGUACAGCAGGAGCUUGCGGCGGCGUCGCCGGUACCCGAGAUCGUUCAGCCUGCGGACUCGCCGUCCUCGUCGUCGUCCUCGUCGUAG